Molecule: messenger RNA, 1449 nt
Organism: Colletotrichum orchidophilum
Lineage: Eukaryota; Fungi; Ascomycota; Sordariomycetes; Glomerellales; Glomerellaceae
Product: glycine cleavage system T protein
Exons: 1
Coding region: 1-1449 (482 amino acids)
Biological process (GO): glycine catabolic process
Cellular component (GO): mitochondrion
Molecular function (GO): protein binding; aminomethyltransferase activity
Source: RefSeq, a predicted model, not a curated record
AUGACACGAUCAAUAUUGGUAGCUGCCGCGCGGACGGCGAGACCUCUCCUAGCCUCUCCCGCUCGCCAGGGCCGGUCCCUUGCAUCCGUCGCCGGACUGAGCUCCUCCUCCACCGCGGCCCCGGCGCCGAGAACGGCGGCGGCGGCAGCGCCAGCACAACGACACACCAGCCGCUUCUACUCGUCUUCUUCCUCCCGUAAGAACUGGAAGGAGAAGCUAGUCGCCUUCUCCAAGCAAGACAAGACGCCCCUCUACGAUUUCCACAUCGCCCACGGCGGCAAGAUGGUCAUCUUUGGAGGGCAUCACAUGCCCGUCCAGUACGCCGGCCAGUCCCUCGCCGAGUCCCACCACUUCACCCGCAAUCACGCCUCCCUCUUCGACGUGAGCCACAUGGUCCAGCACCGCUUUACCGGCCCGAAAGCCGCCGCCUUCCUCGAGACCGUCACCCCUUCCAGCGUGGCCGAUAUGGAGGUCAACACGAGUAAGCUCAGCACUUUCUUGCACCCGGGCACGGGAGGCAUCGUCGACGACACAAUGAUCACCCGCCUCGGCGAGAACGAGUACGCCGUCGUCUCCAACGCCGGUACUAGAGAAAAGAUCUUCAAGUACCUCACCGAGCACACGGCCUCGCUCCAGAAGCCCGAGGGUACUGACUUUUGGUGGGAGGUGCUAGAGGGCUACGGCCUCAUCGCCCUGCAGGGUCCCCAGAGCGCCGAGGUCCUCCAGGAGGUCCUCGACCCCGUCGAUGGGUUGGACCUGAGCAAGCUGUACUUUGGCAACACGGGCUUCGCCCGGCUCAGGUACCAGGUCGACGGGCAGUGGAAGUCUACGUCGGAGAAGGCCAUGAUCAGCCGCGGAGGCUACACCGGCGAGGACGGCUUCGAGAUCUCCUUCAAGUCAACCGACGGCGAGGCGGGCCCCCUAGCCGAGACGCUGCUCAAGGUCGCCGGCCCGGAGAGGCUGCAGCUCGCGGGUCUCGGCCCGCGAGAUAGCCUGCGGCUGGAGGCGGGAAUGUGCCUGUACGGUCACGAUAUUGACGACACGACGACACCGGUGGAGGGCAGCCUGUCGUGGAUCAUCCCCAAGGAGCGGAGGACAAAGGGCGGCUUCCACGGCGCUGAGGUGAUCAACAAGCAGCUCGUGCCAAAGAGCAAGGGUGGCGCUGGCAUCGAGAGGCGCCGCGUGGGCUUCGUGAUUUCCGGCGCGCCUGCUCGUGAGGGCGCCGAGAUCUUCACAAAGGACGGCGAGAAGGUUGGUGUCAUCACCAGCGGCUCGCCCAGCCCGACGUUGGGCAAGAACAUUGCCAUGGGAUACGUCAAGGAGGGUCUACACAAGUCCGGCACCGAGUUGGACGUUGUGGUGCGCGGGAAGAAGAGGGGAGCCGUGGUGUCCAAGAUGCCCUUGGUCCCAAGCAAAUACUUCAAGGGACCGACUCCCGCACCUGCGUAA